CCUUGUGUUGUUCCUUUUCAGCUUGGGUUGGAAAAGACGUGGCAUAUGAACACAUCCUGCGUGGUGGAGUGCCCUGUGAACUGUCAGCUGUCUGACUGGUCUCCGUGGUCUGAGUGCUCUCAGACUUGUGGCCUUUCUGGAAAGAUGAUACGAAAGAGAAUGGUUAUCCAACCCUUCCAAGGUGAUGGGAGACCAUGUCCGUCACAAAUGGAGCAAUUCAAACCCUGCCCAGUCAAGCCUUGCUAUCGAUGGCAAUAUAGCCAGUGGACUGACUGCAAGGUCGAGGAUGCUCAGUGUGGAGAGGGCAUAAGAGUCAGAAACAUUUCCUGUGUAGUUUAUGAUGGAUCCACUGAUGAUGUAGGCAAAAUAGUGGAUGAAGAAUUUUGUGGGGAAAUAGAGCCUGUUGUUGAUGGCAGUAAGAAAAUGGUGCUUGAGGAAACAUGCACCCUACCUUGUCCAGGUGACUGUUAUUUAAAGGAGUGGUCAGAAUGGAGUCUUUGUCAGUUGACUUGUGUAAAUGGUGAAGAUCUUGGAUUUGGAGGAAUACAAGUACGAUCACGAGCAGUGAUGAUUCAAGACUUGGAAAAUCAACAUCUCUGUCCAGAGCAGGCUUUGGAAACUAGACAAUGUAAUGGUGGCCAGUGUUAUGAAUACAAGUGGAUGGCCAGUCCAUGGAAGGGAUCUUCUCGAACUGUAUGGUGCCAAAGGUCAGAUGGCUUAAACGUUACAGGAGGCUGUUUGGUGACGAACCAACCAGAUGUUGACAGGUCAUGUAAGCCAUCGUGCACCCAGCCCCAUUCUUACUGUAGUGAGAUGAGAACGUGUGCUUGUGAAGAAGGAUAUACUGAAGUCAUGUCUUCCAAUGGCACACUUGAGCAAUGCACUCUUAUCCCUGUGGUAGUCAUUCCCACAGUGGAGGACAAAAGGGGAGAUGUAAAAACCAGCCGAGCAGUGAACCCCACACAGACACCCAAUACCAAAUCAGGAAGAGGAAGGACUUGGUUUCUACAGCCUUUUGGACCAGAUGGGAAGCUGAAGACCUGGGUUUAUGGUGUAGCUGCUGGUGCAUUUGUUUUGCUCAUCUUUAUUGUUUCUAUGAUCUAUCUUGCUUGCAAAAAGCCAAAGAAGCCUCAGAGAAGACAGAACAACCGUCUGAAACCUUUAACACUGGCUUAUGAUGGAGAUGCAGACAUGUAAACUAUGACUUCCCAUCAACCUUAGUCUCUUGAAACUGUAGUGUUUAAAGGCAGCAUGUACAUUGUGUACAUUAUGGAGCAGAUGUUACAUUGCAAGACAAAAAAUAAUGACUUCAUAAUGGCCAUGGCUAUUCCAAGAAACAUGUUUUGUUCUAGACCAAUCAAUACAGCAAAUUGUGUUGGAAAAUUCCUGUAGCUGGAAAUUUUAACGCGGCCUUCUUUGAAAUUUAGGAACUGGGUAGUCACUUGUGUUUUCAGCCUAUGGUAGAUGACUUAAUAGUGACAUCAUCUCUGAAAGUCUUGAUGCCAAAACUAUCAACUCCAUUAACCUAUUGUACUCAGUAAGCAUGAAGAGAUCAUAUCAAGAUGUCUAGAAUGCUUUACUUACAACUUGUAUACUCAGUUGCCACCACAUAUGUAUUAAUCUGUCAAAUGAUAUAUUGGUUACAGAACAUCGUAGUGCAUAGCAACUUGUUAACUUUUAACUGAGAAUUGACAACCCACUGAGCAAGUCUGGCAUCUUGGCAGAUUCAAGACAGUUUUUCUUAAGCUGUUUUUCAAAAGGUGAAGAAGGACUUCCAAGACACUGUCUUGUAACCAGUUCCAGGUACAAAAGCCUUCCUACACACAAUUAUCAUGGAAAGAAACAUUUUCAGGUUCAAAAUUUUAUAGGAGGUCUGGAAAUUAAUAUCCACAUGUAAUAAGUUUUUACAUUCUCUAACUCUCCAACUGUUGCCUGCAACAUUUUUGCUAUAUGUAAGGCAAUUUUUUGCACUAUAUUAGUGCAGCAUGAUAUGCACUUAUUAACUAGUAUUGCCAUAGAAACUGCCUCUUUUCAAGAAAGGAUGAGGGGGUGGGUGAUGGGUCUUUUGCAAAUAGCAUCCAAUAGACCUUUAUCAAUACAUUCUCAAGUCCUAAUGAGAGUAGAGCUCAGUUUCUGGACUGUGACUGGAUCAGACCAGCUAAUACAAGUACUGUUUAUGCCAUUUCUUGUAACAGCAACUGUUUUGUAGUCAAUGCCAUGGCAGUAAUAUAAGUGUCUAGUUUCUGAUUCCGUCCUACUUCUACAGAAAAUAGAUUUUGAAGUUGA
Molecule: messenger RNA, 2286 nt
Organism: Heteronotia binoei (common prickly gecko)
Lineage: Eukaryota; Metazoa; Chordata; Lepidosauria; Squamata; Gekkonidae
Product: thrombospondin type-1 domain-containing protein 7A-like
Exons: 9
Coding region: 46-1197 (383 amino acids)
Biological process (GO): actin cytoskeleton organization
Cellular component (GO): plasma membrane
Source: RefSeq, a predicted model, not a curated record